Mesorhabditis spiculigera is the source of this 1548-nucleotide messenger RNA. Lineage: Eukaryota; Metazoa; Nematoda; Chromadorea; Rhabditida; Rhabditidae. The record is from the annotation of a GenBank genome assembly.
AUGCCAUUCGGUUUGCCGGUAAGGAUACGGAUCAGGAUGGACUACCUACCCUCAUGGCCGCUGGGCAUCAGAAUCGCCUCCCAAUGCAUUUUCGGCUCUUUCACCACAUAUCUGAUUCUCGGGUUCUCCACCCUGGCCGAACCGUUGGAACGGAUGUACAAUGAAAGCAUUUACUAUCAUUAUGGGGUGGUGCUGGAUCGACAGAGCUUCGCCUACAUUGUCGGGAUGAUAAGCGCCGCCAAAAUUAUCGGCUCAAUGUUUUCACUAAUGGCCCUCUAUCCGUUAAUGGAUACCUUGGGUAGACGUGUGAUGGCGUUACAUUUCCCAUGCCUUCUUGGUGGUGUCAUCGGCGCUGCGUGCCAGAUUCUAUCCAAGGUACUGCUCUCCGUCGAGCUGUUCUUCCUCGGCGAAUUGUUCAUCGGGGCCGCUUUUCCGUUGAUGAACUAUGCAUCGAUAAUGUAUCUCAGCGAGUGCGCGCCGAAUCGGAUACGUGGCGCUACGGCUCUUAUCCUUGGUACAAGCGGAAUUACGGCCUGGAUCGGAAUGUCUGUACUAGCAAAACCACACGUUUUCGGAUCCUUUGAAAACUGGCACUACAUCCCACUCAUCUCCGCCAUCAUGGCGGUCAUCCAUUUUGCAAUUUGUGUCAUGUUCCCCGAGUCGCCAAAGUAUCUCUUUUACCAGGGAAAAAUCGCCGAGGCGUCACGAGCUAUCAAAAUUUUCCAUGGGCCCGAUGUAAAAGUCGAGGAGAUACUGGAGCAGUACGGCCGAGAACAUCACCACCCGCUAGAAGAGCAGGCGACGCUAUGGAAAGUGUGGCAGGAUACGGAAUAUCGAGAGGCCCUUCUAAUUGUCCUUCUCUUUGACCUUACCAACCAAUUAUCACCCAACAACAUUGAUGUCAACUAUCAUGUGGCGAUCAGGAAAAAGCUGGGCUACAACGUGGAUGAGAUCAUGUUCCAACGAAUAUUGAUAUCGGGGUCGCUGUUUCCGCUGAAUUUUGUGGCAGCUUAUGCGGUUGAGAGGUUCGGCCGCCGCUUCAUCACAGCAUUCUGUGGGGUUGCGCUUUUCAUCCAAGUGUUAUUCCUGGCGUCCGGCCAAGUGCUCUACGAUCUGGGGCAAAUUGGGCUGUUGUCGAAGAUUACUGGAACUGCCGUCAAUCUGCUCGGUAACCUCGUCUCCAACUCCGGCUUCGGCAACAUGACCUACCUGAUGAUGGCCGAGCUCUGCGUGCCGAGCAUAAGAACUGCCGUGGCUCAAACAGCCGCCCUAGUCGCUAUGGUCGGCCAAAUGGUCGUCUUCUCCACCUAUCCACCAUUGAUCAACAGCAUUGGGGCCUGGUACUAUGCAAUAACAGGCUUCUUCGUCGUCACGCUUUUCACCGCGAUUCUUCGGCGAUUGCCGGAGACAAGGCGAUUGAGUGUCAAUGCUAUUAUCGACAAUUUGGAGCAGGUUGUACGAUCACGAGCUAAUACUUAUCAAAUCCGGUCACGAGCACAUACCGAACAAGAUCCGCUUCUAGGGAGGAGAAAUACGGGCGAUUACUAU